This is a messenger RNA of Nerophis lumbriciformis (worm pipefish), 1644 nucleotides long. The record is from RefSeq and is a predicted model, not a curated record. NCBI's taxonomy places the organism in Eukaryota, Metazoa, Chordata, Actinopteri, Syngnathiformes, Syngnathidae.
AUGCACUCAGACUUGUUUCAGUACCUGGACGGUUCUGCAUGGCUAACGGACAGGGACGUGGACCAAUCACAUGACACUAUGUUGGCUCGUAACUGCUUCCUCCUCCUGGUGGCGGUGAGUGGAGCAGCCCUUGCCAUCGUCUGUUUCAGCCUUCAGUUCUUUAAUCUAAUCCCUACCACUCCUAUUGUGGAGGAGAGACUUCUACAGGCUGCAGAUGGAGAUGUUCGGUUGACUCAGGGCAAGAGCAGAAAGCGGGUGUUCCCAAAGCCUCACACCCAGAAACCAAACCCCUUAUCUGAAGCCUAUGGCUACUGUAACACUCCCAGCCACAAUGAACAAGCCUGGGAAGGUCACAUUCCAGCAGAUUACAAACUGCUGUCAGUCCAAGUGAUGAUUCGCCAUGGGGACCGUUACCCACUCUACACUAUACCCAAGACCAAAAGGCCAGCCAUCAACUGCACCCUGUCCAUUAGCAGGUAUCCCUCACACCCUCUGUUAGGAGCCUUCAUAAGUCACAUGGGCCUAGGAGGCCGUGGGCACUGGGAGUCUACUUUGGCCUCUCUCCCUCGUUUACCUAACCACAGUCCUUGUGAGAUGGGAGAUCUCACUCAAACUGGUGUGGUGCAGCAACUACGUAAUGGAAAAAUCCUCCGUCAAGCUUACGCGCCCCACAGUUUUGUCCCUUCCGACUGGUCACCUCAACAGGUAUGGGUGGAGACCACGGGGAAGAGCCGCACACUUCAGAGUGGGCUGGCUUUUCUAUAUGGUUUCCUCCCAGAAUUCGAUUGGAAGAAGCUGACAGUACAUCACCAGUGGAGUACACUGUUCUGUGGCUCUGCCUGCGAUUGCCCUGCCAGGAACCGAUUCCUAGAGGAAGAGCAGAGGAGGCAGUAUCGUCUCCGAGUGGCUGAUGAAGAACUAGAAAGAACCUAUGCUGACAUGGCAAGCACCUUAGGUAUUCCAACACGCAACCUCCGGGUCGCAAACCCAAUAGACUCUCUGCUCUGCCACUUGUGCCACGGCCUUCCAUUUCCAUGCAUGUUCACGAAAGAUGGAAGCACAAACAGAUGUCUAAGUACAGCGCAGUUUGCCGUAAUUCGCCGGCAACAGCUAGAUGAUGAAAAAGACCGGAAAAGAGUGGGAUUGUAUCGUAAAUAUGCAAUCUUGGCAAUAUACCCCUACCUCAAUCGAACCGCCAACAAAAUGGAGCGAGUAGCCAAGGUUGCCGCAGGUAAUCGGAAACCAAGAGCUGGAGGCGAAGAGGUGUUCACGGUCUCCUCUGCUCAUGAUGUAACCAUGGCACCUUUGCUGAGUGCACUGGGACUGGAGGAGGCCAGGUUCCCACCUUUUGCAGCAAGACUGGUAUUUGAACUGUGGAAAAGCCCCUCAGUGAAGCAAGGACAGCAGGAGCAGAGGGCUGGCAAAGGUGAAAGGUCAAAAGCAAAAGAUGGAGGAUUUUUUAUCAGGCUACUGUACAAUGGAGAGGAUGUAACGUAUCACACUGUAUUCUGUAGCCCUCUUGACCGUCGCCCCAGUCAGCCUUUCUGCCCUCUGAAGAAGUUUCUUUCUUUUGUAAGGAGGGAUAUAUUCAAUGUCGUCAAUGCGACUUCCUACCAGGAGGCCUGUUAUAGUCACACUGGUUAA